Messenger RNA from Notothenia coriiceps (black rockcod), 502 nucleotides. Its product is annotated as protein CIP2A homolog. The transcript has 2 exons. The record is from RefSeq and is a predicted model, not a curated record. Lineage: Eukaryota; Metazoa; Chordata; Actinopteri; Perciformes; Nototheniidae. The annotation marks the transcript as partial.
CAUUCAUCUCUAACGCUGAAUGUCGGUUCCUGUCAGGUCUGCGAGGUGCACUGCGGGCCGAGGAGGAGAAGAUGAAGGAGAAGGAUCAAGAGAGGAGAGAUCUGGAGGAGACGGUGGACGUUUUGAGGAAAGAGCUGAACAAGACGGAGCAGGCCAGGAAGGACGCCAGCAUCAAGGCGUCGUCUCUGGAGAUGCAGAAGAGCACUUUGGCGACGAAGCUGAAGCAGAAGGAGGACGAGUUGAACAAACACUCCUCCAUGAUCGCCAUGAUACACAGCCUGAGCGGCGCCAAGCAGAAGAACGACGUCAACCUGUCGCUCUGACCGCAAACAGCAAGCAGACGAGUGAUCUAGGAACAUGAUGUACUUUUUAAAACUUUAUGGACUAUGAUUUAACAUUUUUAAAACAAACACACUUAAUCAAAUAUACUAAACUAAGUGAUAUUAAAUAUUUGUAUGUCUGUUUUUAAUGUCUGGCAAAUAAAUGAUGGAUCUGUAUUCUU